GAAUUAGAUAUUAUUCUUAAAAUAUUUCCUCGGGUUCUCGUCGGCAUCGCGCAUCAUGAACUCGCGGUUCUCGAAAUCGAAUCGUACGUACGCGAGCGCGAGUGUCAAUGUCAGUGCCACGAGUAUGCAUCUGGAGGAGCAGCCGGGACGAACGAGAGACACAGGAUGUCGGAUGUAGACAGCGCUACGUCAUGUAUCCUCAAAUCAAGCAGAGCUUGCAGCGGAUGUUGUUUCCAGGAAUAUAGUUUUCCAUGGACGCGAAUGCCACACCAGAGAAUCCGGUUUGGACCGAAGAAAGCCGACUCGAAGAUCUUCUCUUUACAACUGAGAAUCAACGAAGAUGGAUUAUUGGCAAUACAUUGGAAUAUUAUGACCUAUCAGAGCCUGGGGCCACAUAACGACUGUGGCAUUGCCCGAGGAUGUAGUUUCCGUGAAUGCUGCACCGGAGGAUCCGGUUCGGGCAUAACAAGGUCGGCUCGAAGAAUCGUUGCAGAAUGUGGCCGACCUUGAGCUUCUGUGAAGUAGUAAGUCAAACAAAUGAAAGUUGUAUCAAUAAUUAAAAGUGGUGAGGAUGUUUGUAGAAUUUCAACAAUGAGAUUUACAUAGUUUGUAGACUUUGGCAUGUAUAUGUUUGUAUUGUCCAUCAAUAUUCACUGCUUGAAACAAUUAGAGGAUCAUACAUUUAAAUGUCUGUAUAAUAUUAUAUAUCUGUCUAUAUUUGAUAGACAGUUAGAAUAUUAGAAAGAUCGUGUAAAAUUACAACCGCGUAUACAAUUGUCAACAUACAUUUUUGAAAUUAACAGAAUAACAACAAUGUUUAAUCAGUGUAGUGUUUAUGAUACGAGCAUCAAUAUUUAUAUUAAAUUUUUGUGAAUCGUUAGAUUUUGUUUACUAGUCAUUCCAUCACUAAAAUGUUGAAUUAUUCGACGAAACUCAUGUUUAUGCAAUAUGAUCCACUGAUUGUAACGACGAUAUUAUUUGAACGUAAACGAUAUAACAUGCGCCUCAAAUUGGCGCAACAAAAGUGCGCAGCAAAAUGGCGCACUCAGAUCGCACAAAAGAUUGUGCCAAAAAUUGCGCAUCCGAAUGGCACAAAAGAUUGUGCCACAAAUUGCGCAUUCAGAUUGCAUAAAAGAUUGUGCCAAAAAUUGUACAUCUAAAUUGCGCCACUAAUUCGCGGAAUUCGCGUUUGCUUACUUCGGUCGUGAUACUAUUUUACAAUCGCGUUGUUCAAUUAUCAUUUGAAUUGCGAAAAUUAGAAUUGUAAAUCUCAUGAAUGAUUAUUUAUUUUCAAGGAUUAUUUGUUUUCAAUAAUAUUCUUUUUUCGGGAUUUCAAGUUCUAUUUACUGAAUUUUAACGUCUUCUUUUUCUUUUGAAAGAAGAAAUAAGAAAGAUUAUGGGAAAAAAAGUUUCUUGCUUUAUUGCCGAAUAAUAGCAAAGUUAACCAAAAGUACAGAAUGAAGUAUUGACAUUUAAUAAUGUCACAAAUUUUUCACGAGUUUGUAACAAAUUAUAAUACAGUUUCAGUCGGAAUUAUCAUUCGAUAAAUAUAUAUAUAUAUAUAUAUAUAUAUAUAUAUAUAUAUAUAUAUAUAUAUAUAUAUAUUCACUGUUUUCUUUAGAAAGUAGAAUUUUCGCGAAAUAUAAAUCUCACUUUUUGGCAGAAUACAAUCGUUCAUGAAAACGGGAUAUUUCCUUUUGCUUUCUUUAGCUUAUCGAGUGCAUCACGAUUUUUUAUAUGCGAUACACGACUCAGUAAUAUAUUUUCAAGGCGCUUUAGAAAAUUGUCGUAAGUUUCUCGUUAAAUUUCGUUCGUUAAGCGCCAAUAAGAUUAUCGCUGUUGCAAGUGCAGCGAAAUAUUUUUUUCAGCUAAUUACUGUUAUGAUCAUCGCUGCUGCAAGUGCAGCGAAAUAUCCGUUAAUCGCCGUUAAAAUUAUCGCGACCGCGAGUGCAAUGAGAUAUUUCGUUUCGUGAAACUCCAUAAAAAUUAUCGCGUUUGCGAGCGUAAUAACAUAUUACAUUUCGUCAAAUGCGAUUGUGAAUUCAAUGAGACAUCUCAUUUCGUCAAAUACGGUUGCAAAUUCAAUGAGAUAUCUUGUUUCGUCAGACUCGAUGAAAAUUAGCGCGGUCGCGAGCGCA
Odontomachus brunneus is the source of this 2138-nucleotide messenger RNA. RefSeq lists its product as uncharacterized. The transcript has 5 exons. The record is from RefSeq and is a predicted model, not a curated record. The coding region runs from base 166 to 510 and encodes 114 amino acids. NCBI's taxonomy places the organism in Eukaryota, Metazoa, Arthropoda, Insecta, Hymenoptera, Formicidae.